Messenger RNA from Dermochelys coriacea (leatherback sea turtle), 1565 nucleotides. RefSeq names its product cyclin dependent kinase 5 (gene CDK5). Gene Ontology annotation, molecular function: cyclin-dependent protein serine/threonine kinase activity; ATP binding. The transcript is spliced from 12 exons. The record is from RefSeq and is a predicted model, not a curated record. Bases 16 to 999 code for a protein of 327 amino acids. NCBI's taxonomy places the organism in Eukaryota, Metazoa, Chordata, Testudines, Dermochelyidae. Gene Ontology annotation, biological process: synaptic vesicle transport; axonogenesis; neuron apoptotic process. Gene Ontology annotation, cellular component: nucleus; cytoplasm.
GCCCGGUGCGGAGCGAUGCAGAAAUACGAGAAGCUGGAGAAGAUCGGGGAAGGUACCGGGGCGGUCGGACCGCGUCGCGUCGCGUCUCAUCUGCCCGUAGUCGCCGCCUCGGGCCAGGCCCCGCUCGGUUCAGGGCCGGGCAGGGGCUGUGGCUGUGGGACCUACGGGACCGUGUUCAAAGCCAAGAACAGGGAGACCCAUGAGAUCGUGGCACUGAAGAGAGUCCGGCUAGAUGAUGAUGACGAGGGUGUUCCCAGCUCCGCCCUGCGGGAGAUCUGCCUGCUCAAGGAACUGAAACACAAAAAUAUCGUCAGGCUGCACGAUGUCCUGCACAGUGACAAGAAGCUGACGCUGGUGUUUGAGUUCUGUGACCAGGACCUGAAGAAAUACUUUGACAGCUGCAAUGGGGACCUGGACCCUGAGAACGUCAAGUCCUUCAUGUACCAGCUGCUGAAGGGCCUCGCCUUCUGCCACAGCCGAAACGUGCUGCACAGAGACCUCAAACCCCAGAACCUGCUGAUCAACAGAAAUGGGGAGCUCAAACUGGCCGACUUUGGUUUGGCUCGGGCCUUUGGGAUCCCUGUGCGCUGUUAUUCAGCAGAGGUUGUGACACUGUGGUACCGUCCCCCUGACGUGCUGUUUGGUGCCAAGCUCUACUCCACCUCCAUAGACAUGUGGUCAGCGGGGUGCAUCUUUGCAGAGCUGGCCAAUGCUGGGCGGCCCCUGUUCCCGGGGAACGAUGUGGACGACCAGCUGAAGCGGAUUUUCCGGUUGCUGGGAACCCCAACCGAAGAGCAGUGGCCGGCCAUGACUAAGCUCCCAGACUACAAGCCGUACCCCAUGUACCCUGCGACGACGUCGCUGCUCAAUGUGGUGCCGAAGCUCAAUGCCACAGGUCGGGACCUGCUCCAGAACCUGCUGAAGUGCAACCCGGUGCAGCGGGUCUCGGCCGAGGAGGCAUUGCAGCACUCCUACUUCACGGACUUCUGCCUUCCCUAGAGACUGCCUGGGCCAGGCCAGCACCUGCCCUCUCCAGGGGCGCCUGCGGGAGGGGGGUUCUGGGGCCAGGGCACUGGGUGAUGGGCAGGGCCCUGGGACCCCCCCAAGAUAUUUAUUAGGUUUUUAACACAUUGCAGUGCCUGGUUUUAUACCAGUCUCUGCGGGGACCCCAUGGACAGGAGCCAGCCCCCCUCCCUGCCCUGCUGCAAGCACCCAUUGCCCCUGUACCGUGCAGCGUCAUCUGCCUCCCCCGGGACAGGGACGGCCCUGGGGUUCCAGUGGGGCACAGGAAAGAGGGGAGCUGCUGCUGUCCCUUACUUCAUCGGAGGUCUGGGGGCAAGAGAUGGCUCCUCCCAGGCUGGUGUGGGAUGUGAUGCCCCCGGCGCUGGCUGCCCAUUCUUGCCACGUCCCCUGCAGGCCUCUGGGCCCUGGCCGUGCCCCUGCCUGGGUGGGGCCCCCUUCCAGCUGGGACUCCUUGGGGGCCAGGCAGCUUCCCUCCCCCUUGUAACAUGCUCCUGUGUGGCUGAAGGUGUAUGUUUAAUUUCAUAAACAGUUCCCCUCCCCCA